Molecule: messenger RNA, 4468 nt
Organism: Leptosomus discolor (cuckoo roller)
Lineage: Eukaryota; Metazoa; Chordata; Aves; Leptosomiformes; Leptosomidae
Source: RefSeq, a predicted model, not a curated record
AUGGAGGUAAAAUCCAUAGUCCUCGGUGUGGAGGGGAUGACGUGCAAUUCCUGUGUUCAAACCAUCGAGCAGCAUGUCGGGAAGAUGAGUGGUGUCCAUAACGUUACAGUGUCUCUGGAGGAUAAGAGUGCGGUCGUCAUUUAUGACUCAAACCUGCAGACUCCAGCGACGCUGCAGGAAGCAGUCUAUGACAUGGGAUUUGAUGCUACAUUAGCUGAUUCAAACCCACAACCUGUUUUACCUGACACUGUUUUUCUUACAAUUCCUCCUCAGUCAGCUCUGACAUCUAAACAGAUUUGUAGUGCACUACUAAAGAACAAAGGUAUCGUGGAUGUUAAAAUAUCCACCGAUCAAAAAACUGCCGUGGUGACUUUCAUUUCUUCCAUUAUAAACGGCAAGGAGAUUAGCCAGAUGGUCCCAGGAGCCGAUUUCGAUGUCUCUGCACCGGAGGUAAUGCCUGGAACUGGUAAAGAUUCCAGCUGGUCUCAAGCAAGUAGCAGCGUUGUGCUGCGCCUGAAAGUAGAGGGGAUGACCUGUCAUUCCUGCACCAGCACCAUUGAGGGGAAGAUUGGCAAAUUGCAAGGAAUUCAGCGCAUUAAAGUGUCCCUGGACAAUCAGGAAGCUGUUGUUGUCUACCAGGCUCAUCUAAUUACAGCCGAAGAAAUAAAACAUCAAAUUGAAGCUGCAGGUUUCACGGCAUCUCUCAGGAAGCAGCCUAGACCCCUCAAGCUCAGUGCUCUUGACCUGGAAAGGCUGAGGAAUACUCAGCCGACAGGCUCUGAGACAGCACUGCAAGAACACUCGAAUGCGAACGACACAAAGACAGUUGUCUUCAGAAUUGAGGGCAUGCACUGCAGUUCGUGUGUCCUCAAUAUUCAGAGUACCAUAUCAGCACUCCCCUCUGUAGCAAGUAUAGCUGUUUCAUUAGAGAAGAAAUCUGCUGUUAUAAACUAUAACCCAAACCUAAUUAGCGUGGACAAACUGAGAAGAGCCAUAGAGGCAGUGUCUCCAGAGACAUUUCAAGUCAGCCUUCCUGAUGAAUAUGAAAACGUGGCCCGUUUUCCCCCACGGGCGUCUCCCCUGAAGUCUCCUCAUCCCGCUUUGCAGGAUGCCGGCCAGCCGCUUACUCAAGUUGUCGUCAUAAAUAUUGAGGGAAUGACUUGCAGCUCCUGCGUGCAGUCCAUUGAGGGAGUCGUGUCCCAAAAGGCAGGUGUAAAAUCUAUUCACGUCUCUCUCGCCAAUCGUAAUGGGACUAUAGAGUACGACCCUCUGCAAACGUGCCCGGAAGAGCUGCGGUCCUCAAUAGAGGAUAUGGGGUUUGAUGCAUCGUUAUCAGAUACAGAGCUACCUGUGACAAUAGCUCAGCCCUCACCCCAAGUGCAGCUGGAACCUCACAAAACCGAGCCUCCCUCCAAAGCGUCGCCCACCCGCCUGGCUCGACAGGAUACAAAGACUGUAUCCAAGUGCUACGUCCAAGUCACGGGGAUGACGUGCGCUUCGUGUGUAGCCAACAUCGAGAGAAAUUUGAGAAGAGAAGACGGAAUACAUUCCAUACUUGUUGCCCUAAUGGCAGGAAAGGCAGAAGUGAGGUACAAUCCCGCUGUCAUACACCCUUCAGCUAUCGCAGAGCUGAUACGGGAACUGGGAUUUGGAGCUACUGUGAUGGAAAACUGUGGUGAAGGAGAUGGAGUUCUGGAGCUUGUUGUGAGAGGAAUGACGUGUGCUUCGUGUGUGCACAAGAUAGAAUCCACCCUCAUGAAGACUAACGGCGUUUUGUACUGCUCAGUAGCUCUUGCAACCAACAAAGCACACAUUAAAUAUGAUCCUGAGGUUAUAGGUCCUCGAGAUGUUAUACAAGUGAUAAAGGAUUUAGGCUUCACUACUUCGUUAGUCAAAAAAGAUAGAUCUGCCAGUCACCUGGAUCACAAACAGGAAAUAAGGCAGUGGAAAAGGUCUUUUGUUGUGAGCCUCGUUUUCUGCAUUCCUGUCAUGGGGCUGAUGAUUUACAUGAUGGUUAUGGACAGUCAACUUUCCGAUGCUCGUGCCCAUCACAACAUGAGCAGUGAGGAAAUGGAGGCCCUUCACUCCUCUAUGGUCCUGGAAUACCAGCUCCUGCCAGGAUUGUCUGUCAUGAAUUUUCUAUCGUUUUUACUCUGUGUACCUGUACAGAUGUUUGGCGGCUGGCACUUCUACAUACAGGCGUACAGAGCCCUGAAGCACAGAACUGCCAACAUGGACGUGCUCAUCGUUUUGGCAACCUCCAUUGCCUUUGUCUACUCCUUCGUUAUUCUUCUAGUUGCAAUGGCUGAGAAAGCCAAAGUAAACCCUGUGACUUUCUUUGACACGCCUCCUAUGCUGUUCGUGUUCAUCUCCUUGGGCCGGUGGCUAGAGCAUGUUGCAAAGGGUAAAACAUCAGAAGCACUGGCAAGACUAAUUUCAUUACAAGCUACUGAAGCUACUAUUGUUACCUUGGGCCCUGAUAACGUUCUUUUAAGUGAAGAGCAAGUUGAUGUCGAACUGGUUCAACGAGGUGACGUUGUCAAAGUGAUCCCGGGAGGCAAAUUCCCAGUGGAUGGUCGUGUUAUUGAAGGCCACUCUAUGGUAGAUGAGUCUCUUAUCACAGGCGAAGCGAUGCCCGUCACUAAAAAACCUGGCAAUACGGUAAUUGCAGGUUCUAUUAAUCAGAACGGAUCGCUGCUGAUUUCGGCAACCCACGUCGGAGCCGAUACAGCUCCUAUCCAGCAAUUUGCGGACAAACUUAGUGGCUACUUUGUUCCUUCUAUUGUGGCUGUCUCUGUGGUUACCCUUUUUGCCUGGAUUAUAAUUGGAUUUGUGGAUUUUGAAAUAGUAGAAAAAUACUUUCUGGGCUACAACAAGAGCAUUUCUGCAGCCGAAGUCAUCAUCCGCUUUGCUUUCCAAGCCUCCAUCACGGUCCUGUGUAUUGCCUGUCCCUGUUCCCUGGGGUUGGCCACCCCCACCGCUGUGAUGGUCGGCACUGGAGUAGGAGCCCAGAACGGCAUCCUGAUCAAAGGGGGCGAGCCGCUGGAGAUGGCCCACAAGGUCAAGGUGGUUGUGUUUGACAAAACGGGUACCAUAACUCAUGGGACUCCGGAAGUGAUGCAGGUGAAGUUUCUGGUGGAGAGUAACCAACUACCACGAAAUAAAAUGCUGGCGAUAGUGGGCACCGCCGAGAGUAACAGCGAGCAUCCUCUUGGGGUAGCGAUAACAAAGUACUGCAAAAAGGAAUUGGACUCGGAAACCCUUGGGACAUGUACAGAUUUUCAGGUAGUUCCAGGCUGCGGCAUUAGCUGUAAAGUCACCAACAUUGAAGCGUUGCUCUACAGGAAAAACAAAAUGGUUGAAGAAAACAAUAUUAAAAACGUGACGCUUGUGAAAAUUGAAGAAAAUAGAGACGAAUCGGUGCAGCCUGCUUUGAUUAUUGAUGCUGAGCUACCAACUACUGUGAUGUCUCAGAAAUACUCUGUUCUCAUUGGGAACCGGGAAUGGAUGAACAGAAAUGGCCUCGUUGUUAAAAGUGAAGUUGAUAAAGCCAUGACGGAACACGAGCGGAGAGGUCGCACAGCAGUUCUAGCAGCUGUUGAUGGAGUGCUUUGUGGCUUGAUAGCUAUUGCCGAUACCGUGAAACCAGAAGCUGAGCUGGCAGUCCACACUUUGAAGAGUAUGGGGUUAGAGGUGGUCCUCAUGACCGGUGACAACAGCAAAACGGCAAGAUCCAUCGCCUCUCAGGUUGGCAUCACCAAAGUGUUCGCAGAGGUUCUUCCCUCCCACAAAGUAGCCAAAGUGAAACAGUUACAAGAUGAAGGGAAACGGGUGGCCAUGGUUGGAGAUGGUAUCAAUGACUCCCCAGCCCUCGCUAUGGCCAAUGUGGGAAUUGCUAUUGGCACGGGCACCGAUGUAGCCAUCGAGGCAGCUGAUGUGGUUCUCAUCAGGGAUGACUUGAUGGAUGUGGUGGCAAGUAUAGAUUUAUCGAGGAAAACUGUGAAGAGGAUCCGCAUCAACUUCGUCUUUGCUCUAAUUUAUAAUCUCAUUGGAGUCCCCAUAGCUGCUGGUGUCUUCCUGCCCAUUGGGUUGGUUUUGCAGCCCUGGAUGGGAUCUGCAGCAAUGGCUGCCUCCUCUGUUUCUGUGGUGCUUUCUUCUUUGCUGUUAAAGAUGUACCAGAAACCAAGUUCUGAGAAACUCGAGUUCCGGGCCCGUGGCCAAAUGAGGCACAAGAGCCCAUCGGAAAUCAGCGUCCACAUCGGAAUUGAUGAGAGGGGGACAGGCUCUCCCAAACUGAGCUUAAUGGAUCGCAUCAUCAAUUACAGCCGAGCCUCUAUAAACUCUCUCUUCUCGGACAAGCGUUCGGUGAACAGCAUCGUUCUUACUGAACCAGAUAAGCAUUCGCUUUUGGUGGGAGAUUUUGGAGAAGAUGAUGACACGGCGUUAUGAGAGACUCGCCCUUCUCCUC